Molecule: messenger RNA, 1352 nt
Organism: Sitodiplosis mosellana (orange wheat blossom midge)
Lineage: Eukaryota; Metazoa; Arthropoda; Insecta; Diptera; Cecidomyiidae
Product: COMM domain-containing protein 3
Exons: 2
Coding region: 352-945 (197 amino acids)
Biological process (GO): sodium ion transport
Source: RefSeq, a predicted model, not a curated record
AGCUGUUUCAUCAUUGAAAUUGACUGGAUUUUUUUAAAAAAGAUUUCUCAAAUUUUUUCCGUGAGUGUUUUUUUCAAAUCCAUUUAAUUUCUUUCGUAAAUAAUAUAAAUAAUCAAUUCGAAACAUUUUUAUUUCAAUUUCAUAUCAACACUACAACGAGUGGCAAAUAUAAUAUUUCACCACACUGAAUGGUGGUGACAUUCAGUUGAUAACAAAAAGCUUGACAGUUUGUUUACAUCAACACAGAAAUAUUUUCCAUCGAAGUGCUACAGCAGAUAAAAUGAUUUAAGUUGAUUGAAUUGCAAUUGAAAUCGAUAUUCCGGAAGAGAUUUCAAAAGAGCUGCGAUUAAAAUGAGUAAAAUCGAACUGUCGAAUAUAGUGAUUGAAGGCUUGAAAAGCCUAAAUACCGUGAUAAGUUCGGAUUUAACCAAGAAAAUCAUAUCGAAUGCAGUAAAAAUGGCCUUGCAUUCGGAUGCAAACAUUCCAUCGAAUCCCGAAAUCUAUGCAACAACACCAGUCUACACAAAGCAGGCGGAAUAUGCGGUGUUGACGUUGAUGUUCUUGGCAAUCAAAUACGACUUGGAUAAUGCGAAAUUAAGAGAAUUGCUUGAAGAGCACGGCAUAUCAGAUGUGGCAACCGAAGAGUUGAUCUCCGUAUACGAAAAGAAUCAAACAUCGUUGCGAAUACAAAAUUUGACGACGGGAUUAAGUGUGCCGCACGUAACGAAUGUCGAAUGGAAACUGACUUGCGAUGUGAAAUCAUCGCAAAUCGAUUCAACCACCGGUGCCUUGAAUUUUCGCAUCAAUUUUGGGAGGUACAAAGAGCUGAGCGGUGAACGUGAAACAAUUACCGAAUUUGUGUGCAAUGCCGAAGAACUACAAUUCCUUAUUGGACGUCUCAAAGAGAUUGAACGGCAUUGCGAACAAGUUGGAAUGGCAAAAUGAGCAUAUAUUCCAGCAUUUUGUGGCCAACAUCUAACGUAUUAUAGUGUAAUAUGCGGUCAAAGCAUUAUGAUUCCAUGUUAAAAAAAAACAUUCUUGCAAUCAAACAAAACUCAUAGCAAAUAAAUACACUCGAAUAUUCAUUAUGGGCAACCGUUUUUCCACAACAGUUGACUCACUGUUUGAAUGCCUGUUAAGUGGUGAUUGUUUGAUUUUUAUUUCAAUGGAACAACGACCAUUUUUUUCAAGUUUUCAAUGCAAUUUAACAAAUGAAGCUCAAGUGAUUGCUUUUCAAAAAUACCUAAUUUCUCCACAAGUAAAAUAAGUACAAUCGAUUUAGUUCGGUUGAACACCCAUUACGAACAACUCUUCGUAAUUUCGAAUAUGCAUCCCGCCAAGCGCGUAAGAAA